Molecule: messenger RNA, 5331 nt
Organism: Caenorhabditis auriculariae
Lineage: Eukaryota; Metazoa; Nematoda; Chromadorea; Rhabditida; Rhabditidae
Source: the annotation of a GenBank genome assembly
AUGCAGCGGUCAUGAGACUUUUGGCUUUUUUUUCCAUCUUUCUCUGUUUUUCACAAACUUAUAGUGCUGAUCGAGAAAAACGACAAUUUUUUCAACAAACGAGGUCAGUUUUUCAAUUAUUGCUUCGGAAAAUCUAGAAAAUCCGCUUUUUAUCUGUGUGAGCUCACCUCUUUUCCUCGAUAGUUUCACGGAUUCUUUCAGAAAUGUUUCAUAAGCUCCUGACUCUCAUUUUCAGUUUUAUAUUGUCGAGAAUAGAUAAAUGACAACAUUCCUCUCGUUUAGUAGCUCGAAAAUGUAUUUCAAAGAAGAAAUUUCGGAUGAAAUAUUAAACUGCUCAGUUUUAUUAUGAAUAAAUUCCUGAACUGCACCCUUAGCGCAAUAAUUUUUCAUCAUCUUCGAAAUUUUCCAGGUCACUCUCAAAUGGUUACGCAAGCGACGGAAAUCCUUUAUUGAAUGAAGAUGUGUACAAUAUUUUCAUGCAAACCAUUCUGCAUGGAUUCAACGUGUUCAAGAUAAAAAUGUACAACGAUCGAGCCUUCAUUUAUCGGACGAGAAGAAGUUAUUGGCUUGGAGAUCGUUACUAUUACAUGGUUUUUUUUUCUCGAAAACAAUGAAAAUAAUCAUACUAAGGACAACCGCUACUACUUGCCGACUCGGGACACCUGUGCUUACCGCAUGAACGAAACCCAAAGGAAAGAUUUGUACUACGAAGAAGACAACACUCCGAUUUUUGAUAUUAUAUAUCAGUGAGAAUUUUUCGUUUCCAAAAUUUUUAAGGGGAUUUUCCAGAUGUCAAAGGUACGUAGAGUACUGUUGCGGUCUGGAUUGCUGCAUGAUCGAUCAGAUAAACCGUCCUCCUGAUAGGCCACAUCAUAUGAAAUACCCCUGGAGCGAUCCAAACGGCUCUUCUGGCUUACGUUUUGGUAUUAUAUUUCUGUCUUUCAUGUUAUGUGUCUUGUAUUCAGAAUGAAGUUUUUUUUUCGAAGAUAUUUUGGAAGUAAAAAAACAGCCGCUGUGACUGAAAUAUCGUUUUUUUAUGACUUCAAGCUCGUGUUUUCUGAAAUUAGGAAGAUUUACAGGUUGGAAUUGGCCUGAUCUUUUGUUGACAUAAAACAUUAUUUGUGAAUGAUAUCUAACUUUUGCUCUAUUUUUAUGCACUAUCUCCGCUUUCGAAGUUUCCAUCAAGUUUUAAUAUGCAAAAAAACAUAUGAAAUAAGUGAAGAGCCUUAUGAACACAAGAAAAAUUAGAAGUGCUCAUUGGGAGCUAAUUAUUCUCAGAAUGAGAGAAGUGUUUGCCGCGCAGUGGGAGGGUAUUCUUGUUUUCCAUUUUGCGUUGUUUCUCACUUCAAAAUGCAAAUCUUCAAUUAAAUUUUUUGACAUUCUACCUGAAGCCUGAACAAAUCACCAGACUAAAAUCGUCGCUUACUGCGAUUGGAAAAAAUGGACAAAACGAUCCUGAUUGAAUUUUCUGCGCAAAAAAAAUUUUUUUUUUGGUAUUGAGAAAAAGACCUACAAAACUUUUUUUCAAACAACGAAUAUACGCUGUUCUGAGAUUUUAGUCAUUCUUACAAAGUAUUUUCAAUUAUUUUUUCUUGAUAUUCGUCAUGCUGGUGUUAGAAGUUCAAACAGAAGUUACGUUAUGACAAUAAUAUAAAAAUUUUUUUUUGAAAGUCAAAGUAUCCUCUGUUUCCGAAAGCUGAGUUCUCAGCCGUUCCGGUAGUUUCAGAAUUUCUCGUCUUAGAAGGCUUUUUUUUCCAAAUCAUUUCUUGUUCUCUUUUUAGAGAUUUUUGGAAACCGACUCGGAAUGGUCUAAUAUAAACAAAAAUGUGAUUCUGAGCCCGGACGGAGUCCAACUGCUCGUGUUGCUUGUUAGCGCGCGGUGCAUCAAAUUCACUCAGAGCCUCCCACGUUUCCCUUCCUUCAUCUUCCUUAUUCUUUUUCUUUCUGCUUCGUUUUUGGUGGAAGCAGUGCACGCGAGGUUUUCGUAUUUUUGUCUCUGCAAGUUCUUCGACAUGUUUACAUCUGUCUAAAACUACUAUUUUAAAGCCUGAGAGCAGUUGAGUUUUGGUUUUUGAGGUUAUCUUGUGGAAGUUUCAUAUCAAUCGUUUUUCGGUAGGUUUGAUAGGUAGGUUAUCUGAGUCUGCGAUCGUCAGUUUAAUGAAAAACGUCAGAAACUUUCUUUGAAGUUACAAAUGAAACUCCGAAGACUUUGCUUCAUAACGUUUUGAUUUUUGAGAAUAAGGACCUAGAAGUCGAACAAAGUCGAAAAUCGCUGAUAAAAACUCCAAUCGGAGACUUUCGAUCUUUUCAUCUCGAAAAAAGAAGUUUCACAGGCUUUAAAUUGAUUUAUAAAAGAUCAAUGUGAAUACUGUUCAGAAAAUUCCUGGUCACAAAAAGAAUUUAAAUUUCCUCGUCACAGGAAGUUCCUUAUACUUUGAGGCUUGAAACCUUUUGAAAAUUAAGCAUAAUCGGAUAUGUAAACUUUUGGGAUCGAAAGUCCAUCCAAUUUGAGCUUGAGCAAAAAUAGUUUAAUGAAGUACGAACCUUACAUUUUCCCGCAUUGGUUUGCUAUUCGUGUGAAAUUCUUCAUGAAUAAAAGUUUUGAUUUCUGGAUGGUAUUAUAAAUAAAUUGAAAAAAAAAAUGGAAAUUAAAGCAAGCAGAAAAAAAUAUUAAAAAGAGAAAAAAAUUUAAGCGAUUAAUCUAUUGGAACAUGAUUUGGAGAAAUCGUGGAUGUACGGAACCACAACGUGGGAACAUUUGAACUAGAGAGUUGACGGGAAUUCGUUGUGAUUUCAAAGGUUUCGCCUUGCCUCAUAAAUUGCGUGCCGUUUUUCAAAGUUGUUGCAAAGAGAACGGCCUUAAUGACGACACCUUGUGGCUCUCGGCUUCUCCGGAUAACUUAAACUCUCCGGAAUCUCACCACGUAGGAUUUUUCCCUGAACGAUCCUGGAUAUUCUUUUUUUUAUUUGUUUCCGCUGAUUUCCAGCAAAAAAAUCACAUAAAUUUAAGUCUUCUGGUUCAUCCGUUUGCAAAAAAAUUGUAAAUUAAUUAUUUUUUUCUGAUUGGAAUGAAUGAAGAAUUUUUUUGUGAAAAACCCUUUUUUUAACUUUUUUUGAUUUUUUUAUUCUGCGGUGACAGUUUUCGAAUCUUGAGCCCACUUUCUCAUGAAAUCAAUUAUUCUGAGUGUUUUCUUUGGGCAAAACUAAAUUUGAAGUGCUUCCCACUUUUUCUGUUUGAAUGCAAUCCAGCUCUUCUUUUUCAAGUGAGAAAGCGGAAGAAAACCGUGAAAGAAUUCUCCCGGAAAAAAAUUGGAACAAAAGUUUUUUUUAAUUUUUUUACUCCCGUUUAGAUCAAAUGUUUUUUUUUAUUCUUCGUCUCUAUUACUUUGAUCUGUUUUUCUUCGAAGAUUUCGACUUUUGUUAUCUUCCGAGUUAUCUAGAGUCGUGCAUUUCUGGAUUUCAUGAGAACUUUCAUUCAAAACGUCUUUUGGAAAUUAUUCGUCCGCAAUUUCGAUGCAAAUUGCAGUGGGUUGCAUUUUUGUGAAAGGUGGCGGAUGGGCGAAAAAUAAAAGACGGCCGAAGACACUGGAAUGUGCUUCUGCCGCUGGUGCGACAGGCUCCGUCCAAACCCGUUGCUCUUCGUUUUCUGCGUCAGUUUCUGCUGUCUGGCUUUCGGUCUUUGCAUCGCCAUUUACGACAUCAAUCAGUACGGCAGUGGUUUGUACUUGGUUGGUGAUUUUUUAUAAUCCAAAUCAACUAGAGUAUAUUUUGGGUACCUAAAUUCUUGGAAUGUUCUCAUCUAUUUUUUAAGAAUUUUCGAGUCUAUUUUUCUAAGACGCCAAGGCGUUUGUAAUAGUCGUGUGGAACAAGUCUUUGCCAUUCAAAUUAAAUUUUUGAAUUUUUCUUGUUGGGGAAUGAAGUUUGUAUCAUGUACACAACAGUUUUUCCAGAGAUUUUAUUGAUAUUGAUUUUUUGAUUUUUUGAUCAACGAUACUGCGUUGAUUUUUAUAUUGGCUCCAAAAAAGUUUCACUUCGCAAAUUUCUGUUCAAUUUCGACCUUUAUAAGUUUUUACCCGCUUUCAACUUCCGGCAUUUAUGUUGAUGCCACGAAAACUUCGGAAAAGCGAUCCCACGAUUCUUUGCAUUACUUGAGUUAUGGAACUUGAACGGAAAACUCAUAAGGAAGUUCUGAAGCUCCUUCCACUUUCAUUAUUUCUGAUUUUUUACCUAAAUUAGAAGCAAGGUACUUUGGUAAGUUUGUCAAUGAUUCAUAAAAUAUCUCCUAGCCCUGUCGAAUUGUCUAAUCCCAGGCUCUCGUGUCAGUGGUGACGGUGGUCGUCGUUUUGGCGUUUUGUUUGGUCGGAACUGAAGAGCAGGUUUGUUUUGGCGGCGUAACAUUAAGUUGUUUCGUAGCAGUAAUUUUUCAGUUAGUUUCAUGCUUGUGUCGAAAGAAACUGAUGAAUCUUUCUAUCAUUAAGAAGUAUUGUACAUCAAUAACAUUUACCGGAAGAAGUAACUGAUCAAAUUUGAGUGAAAUUCAAAAAAAAAUAACUUUUCCUUUUUCAGUUUUUUCGAUUUGUUUAGAAUUUAUCAAUCAUUUUGUUUUAAUAGAUAUUUGAUGAAUUAUAUUUGAACUGAUUUCAAGUAUAAAGAAAAUCUUCAAAAAAGGUUUUUUGACGAAGAAAACCAGGAAAUUUCGAUCAUUGCGAGAUUAUAAGAGAAAAAGUUUUAUUUUGAUAUAAUCUUGCCGGGUAAAAAGAACUUUUAGCAUGGAAACUGCUUAUUAUGGAAUUAAGAUCGUUGGCAUUAUUCAAUCAUCAAUUCGUCGAACCAAUUGCUCAGAAUGAACUAUGAAAUGAUUCGAAAAUGAAAAAAAUCACGAAGAAAAUGUUUUUAUUGUUAGAAUAAUUUGAAUGAAAACCCUUCUUUCCCUUUUCCAAGAACAUCGCCAGAGUUUUCCGGGCUUCAAUUAAAUUUUUAACUUUUAGUCACUAUAUUAUCGAAAACGUAGCCCAUCUGUGUUUUUAUCCCGUUGGAUUGACUAGUCUUCUUGUACCACUAUUCGUUCCGUGUGUGAUGUCCGGCGUGUAACUGUAGCUUGCCACGGUACCCAAGCCAUCACAGACCGAACCGACGGUGGCCAAGAAGGUCUGGUCCACCACGCGUCAAACAAUGCGUCGUUUCAAAAAGGAUUCCCCUGGAGGCGCCGGCGUCGAGAUUCGCAUCGUCAACAUCGACAUCGACGCAGAAGCGGCCAGGACAAGCAGCAGCGAUUCUUACUCUGCUCCUGAUUCACACAGGGCCCUCGCCAAUUGCGAAGUCUCCGUCUGA